Messenger RNA from Sciurus carolinensis (gray squirrel), 1310 nucleotides. It is a transcript of the gene Cdc37l1, whose product is annotated as cell division cycle 37 like 1, HSP90 cochaperone. Gene Ontology annotation, molecular function: protein-folding chaperone binding; heat shock protein binding. Gene Ontology annotation, cellular component: cytoplasm. Gene Ontology annotation, biological process: protein stabilization; protein folding. Lineage: Eukaryota; Metazoa; Chordata; Mammalia; Rodentia; Sciuridae. The record is from RefSeq and is a predicted model, not a curated record.
UGCGCGGCCAGGCCAGCGCUGAUGUGCGUCGGCGUCGCUGCCGGCAGAGGGAUUCUGGGUAACGGCCCCGGCAGGCUGGGUGGCUGGCUCGGCGCAGCAGGUUCCAUUCACGCCAAGUCCGUUGGCAGUGGCGGUUGUAGGGCUGGGGCCAGUUGGACAUGGAACAACCGUGGCCGCCGCCGGGACCCUGGAGCCUGCCUCGGGCAGAGGGUGAGGCUGAGGAAGAGAGUGACUUGGACGUGUCCCCCGGUUCUCCCCGCUGCCCGCCGCUGCCGGGCGGUGGCGCCCAGAUGUAUAGCCAUGGGAUUGAGCUGGCUUGCCAAAAGCAGAAAGAGUUUGUGAAGAGCUCUGUGGCGUGCAAAUGGAAUCUUGCCGAAGCUCAGCAGAAACUUGGUAGCUUAGCACUGCAUAACUCUGAGUCCCUGGAUCAGGAACAUGCCAAAGCACAAACAGCAGUAUCAGAACUGAGGCAACGAGAAGAAGAAUGGCGACAGAAAGAAGAGGCUUUAGUACAAAGAGAGAGGAUGUGUCUAUGGAACAUGGAUGCCAUUAGCAAGGAUGUUUUUAAUAAGAGUUUUAUUAAUCAAGAUAAAAGAAAAGAAACAGAAGAUGAAGAUAAAUCAAAAUCAUUUAUGCAGAAAUAUGAACAAAAAAUCAGACAUUUUGGUAUGUUGAGUCGAUGGGAUGAUAGUCAGAGGUUUUUGUCUGACCAUCCAUACCUUGUAUGUGAAGAAACUGCUAAAUAUCUUAUUUUAUGGUGUUUUCACCUAGAAGCUGAGCAGGUAUUGUAAGGGGCUCUAAUGGAACAAAUAGCACAUCAAGCUGUUGUAAUGCAAUUUAUUAUGGAAAUGGCCAAAAACUGUAAUGUGGAUCCAAGAGGGUGUUUUCGUUUAUUUUUCCAGAAAGCCAAAGCAGAGGAAGAAGGUUAUUUUGAAGCAUUCAAAAAUGAACUUGAAGCUUUCAAGUCAAGAGUAAGACUUUAUUCUCAAUCACAAAGUUUUCAACCUAUGACAGUUCAGAAUCAUGCCCAUUCUGGUGUUGGAUCUAUAGGUUUAUUAGAAUCCUUACCACAGAAUCCAGAUUAUCUUCAGUAUUCUAUCAAUACAGCUCUUUGCAGUUUAAACUCGGUGGUACAUAAAGAAGAUGAUGAACCAAAAAUGAUGGACACUGUAUAAUUUGGUUAAGACUGCUGAGGCCAAGUGCUAUUUUGUUACAAGAAAGGAAGAACUUGGCUAUUUUCUUGACACUUUUAUGGGUGCUGCACUUUAUUUUUGUUUGGUUUUUGAUGGGAGGGAAAAAAAAAGAGUACU